Messenger RNA from Raphanus sativus (radish), 1018 nucleotides. RefSeq names its product endochitinase At2g43590. The record is from RefSeq and is a predicted model, not a curated record. NCBI's taxonomy places the organism in Eukaryota, Viridiplantae, Streptophyta, Magnoliopsida, Brassicales, Brassicaceae. The transcript has 2 exons. Gene Ontology annotation, biological process: cell wall macromolecule catabolic process; carbohydrate metabolic process; chitin catabolic process. Gene Ontology annotation, molecular function: chitin binding; chitinase activity. Bases 33 to 824 code for a protein of 263 amino acids.
CUUCCUUUUCAUUCACAAACAAUAACCUAAACAUGGCUCUCACUAAAAUCUCCUUACUCCUUCUUCUCUGCCUUUUAUGUUUAUAUUCUGAAACCGUCAAGUCUCAGAACUGCGGUUGUGCCUCGGGCGUAUGUUGUAGUCAGUACGGUUAUUGCGGCAAUGGACCAGACUACUGUGGUUCAGGUUGCCGAUCAGGUCCUUGCACUGGCACCCAAGGCGGUAGUCUUGGUACCAUUGUGUCACAAGCUUUCUUUAGCAAUAUCAUCAACCGAGCUGAUAAUGGCUGCGCCGGAAAAAGAUUCUACACACGUGAUUCUUUCAUUAGUGCCGCUAAUACGUUCCCCAACUUUGCUAACUCCGUUACUAGGCGUGAAAUUGCGACUAUGUUUGCUCAUUUCACCCAGGAGGUCGGAUAUUUCUGCUACAUUGAAGAGAUAAACGGAGCGUCAAGAAACUAUUGCGACGACAGGAAUUAUCCACAAUACCCAUGUGCACCAGGCAAAACCUACUACGGUCGUGGUCCGAUCCAGUUAUCAUGGAACUACAAUUAUGCACAGUGUGGUCAGAGUCUCGGUCUGGAUCUUCUACGUCAGCCAGAGCAAGUAAGCAGCAAUCCAACUCUAGCUUUCAGGACAGCUUUGUGGUUUUGGGUGAAUAACGUAAGGCCGGUACUGAACCAAGGAUUUGGAGCCACCAUUAGGGCCAUCAAUGGAGACUUAGAGUGUAAUGGUAGGAGUCCAGAUAAGGUUAACGCAAGGAUUAGCUACUACAGAGACUACUGUGGGCAGCUUGGUGUGGACCCUGGUCCUAACCUUAGCUGCUAAAAAGCUCUUUAAUUGGUGACUAUUGUUGGACCUUAGUGUUUAUGCUGAAACAAAUAAAUGAGAUGAUAAAAUUAAAUCUCAUGCAUGUAAUUUGUGUUGGGUUUCAAUGUUUCCUGCUCCACAAGCAAAAAAAAUUGUAGUUAUCUUAUGUAAGUGAAUUUUACAUUAAUAAAUGUCUGAGUUGAAAAAAAAAA